Molecule: messenger RNA, 1562 nt
Organism: Suillus paluster
Lineage: Eukaryota; Fungi; Basidiomycota; Agaricomycetes; Boletales; Suillaceae
Product: cell division control protein 14, SIN component-domain-containing protein
Exons: 6
Coding region: 91-1455 (454 amino acids)
Source: RefSeq, a predicted model, not a curated record
UUUAGCACCAAUUUGACACCCAUUGAUAGACCCAACAACUCGUCCACGAGGGAAGCCUUAGGAAGCCACAAUAGAAUCAUCUCUUCAUCGAUGUCGUCUACAGUGAGCUCGAUGAAGACGACACUGCAGGAUGCUUUGGACGAUGUAGCCUCGACACGCUCAUCGUCUGGAAGGCGAAAUCGAGCUCUAGCUGUUCUUGAGCAGCAGCUUGCGCUUGCAUGUGUGCAGUCAUCUAAUGAUGAUACAUUAGAAACGUAUGUGAACCUUCAAGACGACUUCGAAUGCAAUGUUCCGUCCCGGAUUCUGGGCUGGAUACAAUGUACGACGCCUCAGCUAGAACUGUGCGCAAGCAAGAGCUCCACUAAGGAGCGUGAUACUGAAAUGAAUACCUCAUGCGCUCAGUUAUGCCAAGGCUUGUCAAUAAUACAAGGAGUCUCCCUUCACCACAAAUCAAGCAAAUCCUUUCUGGGUCGUCGAUUCUCCCUCGAGAUCUUGAUCGAGUUAUUGCUUACUUCUCGACAUACACCCAUCAUUGAUGCCUCUUCGGGGGAAAAUAAUUCCCGAUCGCCAGAAAAACCUGCGCCUGUCCUACAUUUAACUUCUGCUGUCUUGGAUACUUUACUAUGCGUUCUUGUUGAUUCUUCUCCAGCGCUACGUGCUUUUGAGGAAGUGAAUGGGAUCCAAGCAGUGGUGAAGAUCCUCAAACGAGCGGGAACACCACGCGAAGUCAGAAUGAAAUGCUUGGAAUUCCUCUACUUUUAUUUGAUGGAUGAGACUCCCGCCCACCCACAACCCGACGAAACACACUCACUACCCUCCUCCCCCGUUACCACCCGACCUAGCACACCUCUUCGACCUCCUGAAACAAAGAUGUUCGCUUGUCCUGUCUCUGGCCCCUCGAAUAUCUCCUUUGCGUGUUCCUCCACCAGAUCCUCAUCAGGUUCAUCCUCAUCCUCUUUCUUCUCCGCGUCCUCAUUUUCAUCCACAAUUACAACCACUAGCAUCGAGAGUAUUCGUGCACCUUCGCCUAUCAAGAAGUCCUAUUCUACCUCCACUUUCACUUCAUCGGACCCACGCACUCCUCCUAAUUCACCGCCUUCAAAAAUAUCCGGUGCUAGAAAAAUACCUGCGCCACUACAGUCACGCCCAAUGCUCAUGCUACGGAAGGAAGUGGAUUAUGAGCCGCUGAGCCCCAAGAAACCCAGAGGGUUCCGACCAGGUCUCGGAGUCACUGAUACACCUAGCGCUGUCACGCCUUCCGUGUCACGUUUUCGAGAGACGAUCAACAGCAAGACCUUCUCAUCAGGUCGCGCUGAGGAUGCAGAGGCGCGGUCAAGCAGGCACGACCGCGUGCGGACCACAGAUGAGAAGAAAGAAAUCUUAGGGAGUAUGCUGGGGAAUGUGGAUGCUCUCGUCGAUGGUGUGCGAAAAGCCGGCAUAUGGGGGCUUGGCUAAUUCACCUGAUGCGGGACCUCGUACCAGACAUUAUGCAUUCAAAAGCUUGCAGAAUGUAAUUUGGUGGUACUACAAUGCUGACAUGGUACACUGCUGCCGAUACGGAC